UUAGAGUAGGAGCUGAGACAUCCUUUGCUUGAGCCCAGUCCUCGUCGGAGCCCUUAGAGGCACAGCAUCCCAAUCCCAGCAUGGCAAAGAGAACAGGAGGGACUUUGGGGACCCCUUUCUUGCUUUCCUUGCAGCAGGGAUGAAAUCUGGGGCAGCUGGCUCAGUAGAGCAUCCCAGACCACGUACCCACCCUGCCCCGGCUCUGUCCCUUCUAAGGCUCUCCCAGGCCACAUCCAGUUCCACCCAUGGCUCCUCCAGUGUUUGCUAAUGGCAAGGACACACAGAACACCCUGUUGGACAUCCCCUGCGGUGGCUUUCCCUGCUGAGCCUUCUCUCCCAUCACUGUCUCAGCUCAUCGCUCCCUUUGGUCCCUCCCAGAGGGCUUUGCAGACUGCUCCAGGGAGGGGUGCAUGGGGGACACCAUCACAAGGAACAUGGAAAGGCUGUCCCAUGGCAUCAUCCCCCUUGUCGCAUGGUGCUUCAUCACCUUCCAGGCGGCUGCCUGCCUGCAGGCACAGCCUGGCAGCCACGCCGAGGAGCGCCUCUUCAAGCACCUCUUCACUGGCUACAACCGUUGGUCACGGCCAGUGCCCAACACCUCCGAUGUGGUCAUCGUGAGGUUUGGACUCUCCAUUGCUCAGCUGAUCGACGUGGAUGAGAAGAACCAGAUGAUGACCACGAAUGUCUGGCUGAAACAGGAGUGGAGCGACUACAAGCUGCGCUGGGACCCAGCAGAGUUUGACAAUGUCACAUCUAUCCGAGUGCCCUCUGAGAUGAUCUGGAUCCCUGACCUCGUGCUCUACAACAAUGCUGAUGGGGAGUUCGCCGUGACCCACAUGACGAAGGCCCACCUCUUCUCCAAUGGGAGGGUGAAGUGGGUGCCACCUGCCAUCUACAAGAGCUCAUGCAGCAUUGACGUCACCUUCUUCCCCUUUGACCAGCAGAACUGUAAGAUGAAGUUUGGCUCCUGGACCUAUGAUAAGGCCAAUAUCGACCUGGAGAACAUGGAGCACCAUGUGGACCUCAAGGAUUACUGGGAGAGUGGCGAGUGGGCCAUCAUAAAUGCCAUUGGCACCUAUAAUUCCAAGAAGUAUGACUGCUGCACUGAAAUCUACCCUGACAUCACCUUUUACUUUGUCAUUCGCCGUCUUCCGCUCUUCUACACCAUCAAUCUCAUUAUACCUUGCCUGCUGAUCUCCUGCCUGACUGUGCUCGUCUUCUACCUGCCUUCUGACUGCGGGGAGAAGAUCACCCUGUGCAUCUCUGUCCUGCUGUCCCUCACUGUCUUCCUAUUGCUCAUCACAGAAAUCAUCCCGUCCACCUCACUGGUCAUCCCUCUCAUCGGCGAGUACCUCCUCUUCACCAUGAUCUUUGUCACACUUUCCAUCAUCAUCACUGUCUUUGUCCUCAAUGUCCACCACCGCUCCCCCAGCACCCACACAAUGCCUCAGUGGGUGCGCAGCUUCUUUCUUGGCUUCAUCCCUCGCUGGCUUUUCAUGAAGAGACCACCGGUGCUGCCUCCUCCUGAGGGGACCACGGGGCAGUAUGACCUCCCAGGGACAAGGCUCAGCACCUCCCAGUGUUGGCUGGAGACUGACGUAGAUGACAAGUGGGAGGAGGAGGAGGAGGAAGAAGAAGAGGAGGAGGAGGAAGAGGAGGAGAAGACAUACCCCAGCCACAUGUCCCAGGCAGGCACCCAUGGCCAGGACACCCAGUGCCGUUACGGCUGCAGGCGCCAAGCUAGGAAGACAUCGGCAGGUUCAGCCCCUCGGGUGCCCCCCAAGGGGGAGGAGGAGGAGGCGAUGGGCUCAGACCGGGGGCUGAUGCUGUCGCCCAGCAUCCUGAAGGCCCUUGAAGGGGUGCAGUACAUUGCGGACCACCUGCGAGCUGAGGAUGCUGACUUCUCGGUAAAGGAGGACUGGAAGUACGUGGCCAUGGUGAUCGACCGCAUCUUCCUCUGGAUGUUCAUCAUUGUCUGCCUGCUGGGCACCGUGGGGCUCUUCCUCCCACCUUACCUGGCGGGGAUGAUCUAGGGGCUGGGACAGUGGGUGAUGCAUGCUCCCUCCUCCUAGGGAGCGAGCACGCUGGUACCCACGUCCAGCCAGACCUUCACCUCUUUCCAGGAGGACACAGUUGCAACCAUGAAGGACCCUUGGGUGGGAAAUGGAGGGUGAAGCAACAGCUGUGCUGAGGGGAGACCUAGGACUAGCGGGGAAGAACCAUUGCAUGCCAUCCUGGCUAGGGUGGUCACAGCCAUCCUGGCAUCAAGAAAGGUGCAGUGCAGCCUCUCCACUGCCUAAGCACAGGGUUGAAGCAUCUAGAAUCAUCUGUACCCUUGAGCUGCUACAAGUCCUCCUGAAAACCCAAGACCUAUGUCUGGUUGUCACUCCAACGUGCUGGGUGAGAAGAGGGAACUUCAAAACCACUUUAGGACAAAUCUGGAUGUCACAGUGCUCAGGACCACAGGCUGGUGCGGUCACACAUGUUGUGAAGUAGGUGAUAAUGCUUUGGAUGGUCCCUGCAGAAGGGGUAUGGUCACCGGAUGGAGACCCCUACUUGGUUGCACAGCUCAGGGGCCUAUGCUCUGUAAAGCCCUGCCCAGGUGCAGAUAUUCUGUAACCUGCCAGCAUAAGCAGUUGCUUCAACACUGGAGCUUGAGGUGUCAGAGAGAUGGAAGCAGCCAAAUCGGAAAGUUUAGAAGGGAAAAGCCACCUGUGGAGCAGGAUAACCCACCCAACCAUGGUCAGAUGGCAUCCAUGGACCACAGGAGCUCAGGGGUGCUGGUGGACUCAGCUGGUGCAGGAGGAGCCUGCAUUGCCGAGGUCCAUCUAGAGCAACUCCUCCUCUCUAUCCUAUGUCAGAUCCCAAACCAUCUGGCUCUGAUUGCUGCAAUCCAGCUUUUUAUUGCUAGCUUCAUAUACCCUAAAGGACUCAAGCUUAUAGAGCGUCUGCUCUCUUAUUCCAUGCCCUGAGAGACACUAGGUUCUUCCUGCAGUGAUUUCUCCUCUGGGAUAGUGACCCAUCACGACACCGAGGGGUUUCAGAAAACAUUUUGUGCUUUUGAGAGUGAAACAGGCUGGAAUAAACGGUGCUGGGGAGGGAUGUGCACAUCCUGAUGGUGCUACAGCCACUCAUGCAGUGCUGGCUGAGGCGUGCACACAUGGGGCUGAGAAAUGAGAUGGGCGAGGGAAGGAGUGCCCAGAUGGGUCUGGAUGGAUGCAUUCAUGGGUACAGGUGUGUCUCUCUAAGCUGGCACACAUAGGCUGUAGGGCUCUACAGAGCCAGGAAUGCAUGCGUGGAGAGAGUUCUCCUGUGAGAAUAAGGCCUGGUGGAAAAGGACCUGGAGGAGCUGGUUGAUAGCAGCUGAACAUGAGCCAGCAGUGGCCCAGGUGGGCAAGAAGGGCAACAGCAUCCUGGUGUGGAUCAGCCAUGGGGUGGCCAGCAGGAGUACGUAAGAGAUCGUCCCCCUACACUCGGCACUGGUGAGGCCGCACCUCGAAUCCUGGGUUCAGUUUUGGGUCCAUCACUCCAUGAAGGUCUUGAGGGGCUGGAAUACAUCCACAGAAGGAAAACAGAGCUGGGGACGGGUCUGGAGAACAAGUGUUAUGAGAGGCAGCUGAGGGCCCUGGGGCAGUUUAGCUUAGAGAAGAGGAGGCUGAGGGAAGAUCUCAUCACUCUCUGCAGCUCCCAGAAAGGAGGUUGGAGUCAGGUGUGUGCUGGUGUCUUCUCCCUAGUAACAAGUGCUAGGAUGAGAGGAAAUGGCCUCAAGUUGUGCCACGGAAGACUUAGAUUGGCUAUUAGGAGAAAACCCUUGCAGGAAAGGGUUGUCAAACACUGGCAGAGGCUGCCCAGGACAAUGGUGGAGUCCCUGUCUCUGGAGGGAUUAAAAAACUGUGUGGCCAUGUUGGUGUUGUGUUGACAGUUGGAGUGGAUGAUCUUAGAGGUCUUUUCAAACCUUACUGACUUUAUGAUUCCAUGAUUGUGUUUCCUUAUGGUCUUUGAAAUGCAAAGGUCUGCACAUACCCUUACCGGCCAGUGUGGAAGUGGGAGCAGGGAGAGUCCAGGAAAUUGGGGUGGGAGCAAGGGGGAGUCCAGGACCUUCGUAUGGACUGUGGGCUCAGUGGGAGUGAAAUGGAG
Cuculus canorus (common cuckoo) is the source of this 4137-nucleotide messenger RNA. It is a transcript of the gene CHRNA2, whose product is annotated as cholinergic receptor nicotinic alpha 2 subunit. Gene Ontology annotation, biological process: chemical synaptic transmission; nervous system process; regulation of membrane potential. NCBI's taxonomy places the organism in Eukaryota, Metazoa, Chordata, Aves, Cuculiformes, Cuculidae. The record is from RefSeq and is a predicted model, not a curated record. Bases 411 to 2033 code for a protein of 540 amino acids. The transcript is spliced from 7 exons. Gene Ontology annotation, cellular component: postsynaptic membrane; neuron projection; synapse. Gene Ontology annotation, molecular function: transmembrane signaling receptor activity; acetylcholine-gated monoatomic cation-selective channel activity.